AUGCCAAGCCUGCGCCAUGCGUUCUGGCGCUUCAUUCCCGAGUCGCGGUCUCGAAGGCGAUAUUUGUCAAAGUUUCCAGACGGCCUGGACAACUUCAUCCUUUCUUCUCCAUCUUACCUCGCCUGUACCGUCAAGAUGGAGAAAUACGAAGAUGUUGGCGACUACUAUGGGGAGGAGGUUGUGGACCAAGACAUCACCUCUGAAGACUGCUGGAAAGUCAUCAGUUCCUUCUUCGACAUUAAACAACUCGCCUCCAUGCAGAUCGACUCGUUCAAUCAUUUUAUGAGAUCUGGUUUACAGGAUCUGGUCAACGAAAAGGGAGGAGUCACGCUGGACCACGCGCAGAACGUCGAAGAUGAUGAUCCCAAUCCGAUUGUCAUCAAAAGGCACGAGGUCAAGUUCGGCAAAGUCACCCUCAGCAAGCCCAACAUGGUCGAAGGAGACGGCACCACGACAGACUGUAUGCCCCACGAAGCGCGGUUACGAAGUCUUACAUAUGCGAGUCCUGUCUAUGUCAAGAUGAGCAAGAAGACUUGGUACGCAAAAGAGAGACCGUGGGAUGACCAGAGCGCGGAUCAAGGUGUGAUGAGGGAUGACGGCUCCGAGCUCUUCUGGCGUGAAGGUUUCGAAGAGGGAGACGAAAAUCAAGAGGAAGAUGUCUACAUCGGGAAAAUCCCCAUCAUGGUUCGAAGCAUGACCUGCCAUUUGAAGGGUGAGAGGUUCCAAAGUGACAAGGAUCUCUUCGCGUGGGGAGAAUGUCCCUACGACCAAGGAGGGUAUUUCAUCAUCAACGGCAGUGAGAAGGUGCUCAUCGCUCAAGAGCGCAGUGCGGGAAACAUCGUACAGGUAUUUCAGAAAGCUGCGCCUGCGCCCUUCACCCAUCUCGCCGAAAUCAGAUCUGUCAUCGAUCGCGGCGCGCGGAUGAUGUCUCAGUGUACCGUCAAGCUCUUCCGCAGAGUCGACGGUCCUGACGGGACGAAGAUCGACAACCCUAUCCGAGUACAAUUGCCAUAUGUCAAGCAGGACAUACCACUUGUCAUUGUCUUUCGAGCAUUGGACAUCGUGUCUGAUGCCGAUAUUCUGGAAAAGAUCUGCUUUGACCAGAGCGACAAGGAGAUGCUCGAUAUGCUGAUGGGUUCUUUGCAAGAAGGCCAACCCAUCCAAAGCGCCGAUCUUGCCCGAGACUUCAUCGCGCGACGUGGCAAUAUCCCCACCCUCAAGAGCCAUGAACGACAGAAGCAUGCUAUAGAUAUUCUGCAGAAGGAGUUUCUGCCACACAUCGGACAAGGCCCCGAUGUUGCUACGAAGAAGGCUUUCUUCCUUGGCUACAUGGUGAACCGAUUACUGAAGGCCGCUCUUGGACGGGCUGAACCAGAUGACAGAGAUCAUCUCGGCAAGAAACGAUUGGACCUGGCCGGACCAUUAAUGACCAAUCUUUUCCGCCUGCAGUUCGACAAGGCGACUAAAGACUUCUUCCGAUACAUGCAGAAACGUGUCGAGGCUGGUCAGCCAAUCAGUAUACACGCAGGCUUCAAGCACCCGAUCAUCACAAGCGGCCUGAAAUACUCGCUGGCAACUGGUAAUUGGGGCGAUCAAAAGAAACUCGACAAGGCUAAGGCGGGUGUCUCUCAAGUGCUAAGUCGAUACACCUUUGCAUCUACUCUGUCGCAUCUUCGUCGUACCAAUGCACCAAUUGGUCGUGAAGGCAAAAUCGCUAAACCGCGUCAACUCCACAAUACUCAUUGGGGAUAUGUUUGUCCUGCAGAAACUCCAGAAGGUCAGGCUUGUGGUCUCGUCAAAAAUCUAUCAUUGAUGUCCAUGGUUACAAACUCGUACGAGACCGAACCAUUGAGAGCCUACGUCCUGAACAAGCACGUCGACGCCAUCGAAGAAUGGGAGCCUAGAUUGAACCCGCAGGCCACGAAGAUCUUCAUCGAUGGUGUGUGGUUUGCGGUGGUCCUGAGAGAUCCUAAACGACUUGUCGACGAUCUUCGCCGACUUCGAAGACAGGGCACUUUCGAUGCCCAAGUCAGCUUAGUCUGGGAUAUCAGAGAAAAGGAAUUCAGGAUUUCUGGAGACUCGGGCAGGAUCAUCCGUCCGCUUUUCGUCGUGGAGACCGAUAAGGCAUCCGAGAACGUUGGCAAUCUGGUUUUGAACAAGGAGCAUAUCAACAAGCUCGACCAAACCAAUUACUUGAAGGAAAGUGGUUACCAGUUCAACGAUGAGGUGAGCGCAUACGGAUGGGAUGACCUCCUCAAAGCCGGCGUCGUCGAGUAUUUGGACGCGGAAGAAGAAGAGACGGCUAUGAUUGUUAUGACGCCUGAAGUCCUCGCCGAUUCGAAGGCUAGGUGGCUUGGAAUGGAGAUUGAGAACUUUGACGAUCCACUCGGCAGAAACGAGCCACUCCUUACACCAAACUCGCACUCUUUCACACAUUGCGAAAUCCACCCAAGCAUGAUCCUAGGAGUCUGCGCCAGUAUCAUUCCAUUCCCUGACCACAACCAGUCGCCUCGUAAUACUUAUCAAUCCGCAAUGGGUAAACAAGCCAUGGGCGUUUUCCUGACCAAUUUUGACCAGCGCAUGGAAACAAUGGCCAACAUUCUUUACUAUCCUCAGAAGCCUUUGGCCAGAACCAUGGCAAUGGACUAUCUGAAGUUCAGAGAGCUUCCAGCGGGGCAGAAUGCCAUUGUCGCCAUCGCUUGUUACUCUGGUUACAAUCAAGAAGACUCUGUUAUAAUGAACCAGAGCUCAAUCGAUCGCGGUCUGUUCCGGUCGUUGUUCUACCGCGCGUACCAGGAUCAAGAGAAGAGCGUCGGGCAUGCUGUCGUCGAAUCGUUUGAGAAGCCUACGAGAGCCGACACCUUGAGACUAAAGCACGGCACAUACGACAAGAUCGACGAAGAUGGCAUUGUCGCGCCUGGUGUCCGUGUUAGUGGCGAAGAUAUCAUCAUGGGCAAAACCGCCCCAAUGGCCCCGGAUGCAGAAGAACUGGGUCAAAGACAAAAGCAGCAUGUCAAGCGCGAUGUCUCGACGCCACUUCGGUCUACCGAAUCAGGCAUUGUCGAUCAGGUCAUGCUGACGACGACCAACGACGGCCAUCGUUUCGCCAAAGUACGAGUGCGGACUACCAAAGUUCCUCAGAUCGGUGACAAGUUCGCAUCCCGUCAUGGUCAGAAAGGUACCAUCGGUAUCACAUACCGUCACGAGGACAUGCCUUUCACCAGAGAAGGCAUCGUACCAGACUUAAUCAUCAACCCGCACGCCAUUCCUUCUCGAAUGACAAUUGCCCAUUUGAUCGAAUGUCAGCUGUCCAAGGUCGCGACCUUGCGUGGAGAAGAAGGCGAUGCUACCCCGUUCACCAAAGUCACAGUCACUCAGAUCUCGGAUAUCCUGAGGAAGAUGGGUUACCAAUCUCGUGGGUUUGAAGUCAUGUACAACGGUCACACGGGCAAGAAACUCGUUGCACAAGUGUUUUUGGGUCCCACAUACUACCAGCGUCUCCGACACAUGGUCGACGACAAGAUCCACUCCCGUGCUCGUGGACCGACGCAGAUUUUGACGAGACAACCGGUGGAAGGUCGAGCACGGGACGGUGGUUUGCGUUUCGGAGAAAUGGAGCGCGAUUGCAUGAUUGCCCAUGGCGCCAGUUCCUUCUUGAAGGAACGUCUCUUUGACGUCUCGGAUCCCUUUAGGGUUCACGUGUGCGACAUCUGCGGCUUGAUGACGGUGAUUGCGAAAUUGAAAAAGAACACUUUUGAGUGCAAGAAUUGCAACAACAAGAACAAGAUCAGUCAGAUUUAUCUCCCCUACGCUGCGAAGCUGUUGUUCCAGGAACUGUGGAGCAUGAACAUCGCGGCUAGGUUGUACACCAAACGGAGUCGCUAG
Exophiala spinifera is the source of this 3885-nucleotide messenger RNA. RefSeq lists its product as uncharacterized. The transcript has a single exon. Gene Ontology annotation, cellular component: RNA polymerase II, core complex. The coding region runs from base 1 to 3885 and encodes 1294 amino acids. Gene Ontology annotation, biological process: DNA-templated transcription. The record is from RefSeq and is a predicted model, not a curated record. Gene Ontology annotation, molecular function: DNA binding; ribonucleoside binding; DNA-directed RNA polymerase activity. NCBI's taxonomy places the organism in Eukaryota, Fungi, Ascomycota, Eurotiomycetes, Chaetothyriales, Herpotrichiellaceae.